GGCGGGGCGGCGCAGGGCGAUGGCGAACCAGCGGUCGGAGGACGACGAGAUGACGGGGGCGAUGGCGAGCGACGAGAUGGCGUACGACGACGACAAGGAAGGUCGAUUGGACGAAGACGAUGAGGGGACUGCCGAGAAAGAGACCAAGUACGACGAGGAGAUGUCGACGCAGACCGAGGACGCCGAGACGACCGCAGCAGCGGCAGAAGGCGGGAAGGAAGCUGAGAAGGGGCUGGCGAAGCCGCAGUCGGCGUAUUUCCACUUCCUCGCGGCCAAGCGCCCGCAGGCCAAGGCCGAGAACCCCGGCGCGACGAUUGGGACGAUCCAGAAGGUCCUCGGGACCAUGUGGAAGGAGCUGACGCCGGAAGACAAGGAGCCGUACGUGCAGCUGGCCCUCAAGGACAAGGAGCGCUACGCUGCGGCCAAGCAAGACAUGAUUGACCGCGGAAUGGACGUGGCACCAGAAAAGCCGGCGGCGCCACCGGCAGAAGACGUCUUGAUCCUGCCUCUCUCGCGGGUCAAGCGCAUCAUCUCCGCCGACCCGGACGUCGGCAAAGUCUCGAAGGAUGCUCAAAUUGCCAUCGCCAAGGCCACCGAGCUCUUCAUCCAGUUUCUCGCGGCGAAAGGGUACGAUAGUGCGCUCAUUUCCAAGCGCAAGACGAUCAAGGACUCGGACCUGCUACAAGCCAUUCACGCACUCGGGUGCUUGGACUGGCUGCGCGAUGACUUUCCUCAAUCGUCGUCGGCAACGACGAGCCGGUCGAAUGAGCCCAAGGCCAAGCCGGUCGAUGCACCGACGAGCGAGGCGUCGCGCAUCACGUCGUUCUUCACGCGCUCCGAGUCGUAAGCAACCAUGCAUGCAUAGUACUAUGUUUGUCUUUACUACACUG
Saprolegnia parasitica CBS 223.65 is the source of this 890-nucleotide messenger RNA. RefSeq lists its product as hypothetical. Bases 20 to 847 code for a protein of 275 amino acids. Gene Ontology annotation, molecular function: protein heterodimerization activity. The record is from RefSeq and is a predicted model, not a curated record. The transcript is spliced from 5 exons. Lineage: Eukaryota; Oomycota; Saprolegniomycetes; Saprolegniales; Saprolegniaceae.